Zea mays is the source of this 1150-nucleotide messenger RNA. RefSeq names its product HSP20-like chaperones superfamily protein. The transcript has 2 exons. The record is from RefSeq and is marked predicted. The coding region runs from base 115 to 876 and encodes 253 amino acids. Lineage: Eukaryota; Viridiplantae; Streptophyta; Magnoliopsida; Poales; Poaceae. Gene Ontology annotation, biological process: cellular response to heat.
CCUCUCCCAAAAUUUCCUUGUUUUUUGUUUAAAAAAAAAUCGGCUCGUCCAUCGUCAGUACCGUACGUCUGAGGUAGCUCUGCAUCGGGAGGAAGAACUGAAGGCGGGUGAUCCAUGGCUUCCGGCGAGCGCGUGUACGAGGACUUCAAGCCUCCGCACAAGAUGGAGCGCGAGCCGGCCACCCACACGCUCACCGUCGACCUCUCUGCCCAAGGGUACAGGAAGGAGCACAUCAGGGUGCAGAUGGUCCACAGCCACCGGUGCCUCAUCGUGCGCGGGGAGCGCCCCGUCGACGGCAACCGCUGGAGCCGCUUCCGCCUCGAUCUCCCCGUCCCCGACGGCUGCGACGCCAAGGCCGUCCACGCUAGGUUCGACAACGGCGUCGUCCGCGUCACCAUGCCUGGCGUCCAGCAGCCGGAGCCCGUCCUCCCGGUCGUCGCCGGCACCGCCGACCAGCAGCAGCAGCAGCAGGAGACGCCGCUGCCGAAGCAUGCUGGUACGGCCGCUGCCGCUGGCGACGACGACGUGCAAGGGCGGAAAGGCGUCGUCGGCGCUGCGGGGCAAGACGGCGGUGAUCGUGAUCGUGCCGCGGGAGGGCAGGAUGAGGUGGACAAGCACGAGACGCCGCGGAAGCAAGAAGCGAGGCAGCGCGUGGUGAGCUCAGCGAAACACGCCGGCGGCAGUAGCGGUAGGGGCGACGACACAGCUGCAGGUGGGGUAGGGCAGGAGGUGAUGGCCGCCGCUUCUCCCACGUCGUCACGCCAAGGCUACGGCUUCCUCCAUAACCGGAAGAAGGUGACCUUCACCGUGCUCGGCGGCGUGGCGCUCGUCCUCAUCAGCCUCGGCAUCUAUGCCAAGUACAGCCUCUCGCCAUAAACCGUGCUACCGGCCUGGCGCCGUGGCGCAUGCAUCAUAGUGAUGACGACUGCACCUUGCGUAUGUAUUGUUGAAGUAUACUCAGUGGAGAGAGAUGGAGAGAAUACAAAUGAGAGAACUGUUUGUAUUCCACAGAUCAUUACACUUAUAUACAAGUGAAGGGGUGUAUCCCAAGAGGUGUGUCCAUUGGGGAAAACUGUCGUACCCCUUGGAUUGAUCACAUAUGUAAUAUUUUGUAACACUCCCCCUUGAUCAAUCCAACUUCAUUUGAUGA